CAAAGUAUCCCGCAGGACGGCGCGCGUACAGAGAGCGGCGGAGGCGCGUUCCCUCCACACCCCACGGACUCGCGCGCGCCCAAGGGCUGACCAUGGCGACCCCGGGGCCGGACUGCCGCCCCCCUGCGCAGUUCGCGCCCGCGCCCGCGCCGCUGCACCGCGCUCUCGAGCGGGCUCUCGAGGAGGCGUCCGCGUCCGGCUUCCUGAACCUGAGCGCGAGGAAGAUGAAGGAGUUCCCGGCGACGGCGGGCAACCACGACCUCGCGGACACCGUGGAGGCGGACUUGUCCAAGAACCGCCUGGCAGACGUCCCCAUGGAGGUGUGUCACUUUGUUUCUUUGGAAACCUUGAACCUUUACCACAACUGCAUCAGGACCGUACCGGAGGCCAUCGUCAGCCUGCAGUCACUCACAUCCUUGAACCUGAGCCGGAACCAGCUGUCGGUGCUGCCGCCCUGCGUGUGCAGUCUGCCCCUGCGCGUCCUCAACGCCAGCAACAACAAGCUGAGCUCCCUCCCCGAAGCCAUCGGCCAGCUGAGCAGCCUCAUGGAGCUGGAUGUUAGCUGCAACGAGCUCACGGCGCUUCCGCGGCACAUCGGCCAUCUCCGGGCCCUCAGGGAGCUCAACGUGAGGAGGAACCUGCUCUGCGUUCUUCCGGAAGACCUGUCCGAGCUCCCGCUGGUGAAGUUCGACUUGUCCUGCAACAAGGUGUCCACCAUCCCGCCUUGCUACAGGAAGAUGGCGCAGCUACAGUGUUUGCAGCUGGAGAACAAUCCCCUGCAGAGCCCACCUGCUCAGAUCUGCAUCAAGGGCAAGGUGCACAUAUUCAAGUACCUGAGCAUAGAGGCGUGCCGCGGCGACAAGGUGCCCGAGUCGCUCUACCUGCCCGCCAUCAACGAGCGCUUCAAUCUGCUGCGACCGGCUGCCAGCAGCAUCGAGGACAUCGACCAGAAUAAGAAGCAGGACACAGACUCUGGAGUUGGCAGUGACAAUGGGGACAAACGGCUGUCGACCACAGAGCCCUCGGACGAGGACAGCCUGAGUCUGAGCGUCCCCAUGUCCCACAUCACCGAGGAGGAGGGGCUGAGCAAGGACGACUCGAGCGAGCACAUCGGCGCCCUGCCAGUGGACCCCCGCGUGGACGCCGUCGGGCUCCUCCGGAGCGGCAGCACCGAGUUUGGGUACGGUGACCCGGCGCUGAGCGAGCAGUUCGUCGGCUACAUCAAGGACCGAACGGCAGACUUCGACGAACCCCUCAGGAUAGAGGAGGACCCCGCCUGGGCACUCGACCACACGUCAAAGGUCAGGGCCAGCAAGGAGAUCCACAUUGACAUGAUCAACCAGCUGAAGGAGGCAGUCGAGCUCCUGCAGGAUCCACACAGGGUGAACAUGGAGUCGGCAGAGCUCUCAGAAGUUCAGCUGUACCCGGUGGAGAUGGUCAUGGUGGAGGAGUCUUUCAACGGCCAGGACUCCGAGGACGGACAGACCACCCCUAAGAGCGAGAGCUCUGAUGGAGGGCUUGAAUUCCAGAAGAAGAGGGAAUUGAUUCUAGAGAGGACCAGACUUGAAGCCCGUCUUGCAUGCCAGGAAUUUGAAAGACAAGUAUCACAGCAGAGCCAGUUCGGUGAGCAAGGCGAGGGGCAUCGGGACCACGUAGAUGGGGAGGAAGACAGAAGUUCGGCCUCGUCCACGCCGGUGAACUCGCCUCCCUUUGGGCUGAAGCCAAGAUCAGACCCGACCUCUUGCUGUCCCGCUCCGCCCUGUCUCCGCCCCCUCACACAGGCCCCCCCUGCUGGUAGAGACACCCCCGCUAGUCCAGAUGAAGGAGGCAUGCAGAUCAGUGUGUUCCUGAGGACCCACAAGAGCCUGGAGUCGAUGGACCCCCAGUUUACCAUGCGCCGCAAGAUGGAGCAGCUGAGGGAAGAGCUUGAGCUGACGGAGCAGCUCAGGGAGAGCAUUGAGAGCAGGCUGAAGAUGACGCUUCCAGAGGACCUUGGUUCCUCACUUAUGGACGGUGUGGUGCUGUGCCAUCUAGUGAACCACAUCCGCCCUCGUGCCGUCGCCAGCAUCCAUGUGCCCUCCCCUGCUGUGCCCAAGCUGAGCAUGGCCAAGUGCAGGCGGAACGUGGAGAACUUUCUGGAUGCGUGCCGCAAGCUCGGCGUCCCGGAGUCCUCCCUCUGCUCCGCGUACGACAUCCUGCAGUCGGACGUGCGGCCGUUGCGGAAAACGGUGCGCGCCCUGGCGGCGCUCGACGCCGCCAAAGACACGGAGCGGGGCGGGCCGAGCGAGAGUGGGAAGGAGAGCGAGAGCACGGUCCCCGCGCCGCAGGCUCCGCCCGCCGUGUGGCGUCUCUGGGACUGGAUCGGCUCGAGCCUCCUGCACGUCUUCUGCCUUGUGCUGCUGUUCGUGGCGUACAGCUGGAGUGAGCGCAAGUGAGGCGUGGCCUGUUGCGCUCAUUGCCUCGCUUCCUUUUUUUUUUCCCACUCCCACCCCCGAGGGUCCCGUUGACACAGCGUCUGGAGCGAUGAGUGUGCUGCCGGAGGGCCGGAGCACAUCGCAAAGUGUACAGCACACACACAAACACACACCCCUUUCCACCAUGUGAACUCUGCUGGCCUCGAAGUGACCCCAACAGCCCCCCCCCAGCAACGUCCGCCCUUCCGCUCCAUCCUUGAAAGUUUACGGCACAAAAACGCGGCUGGACACGCACGGUGUCACCACAGUUCGUGUGCGUUUGAACUCGUUGACUCGCAGAGACCCCUGAAAUGCGGCUUCCCAUGAUGCACUUUAGGUCCCGUCUGUCGCACCGUGACGGAGAACCCUGCCGAUUCACCCGGAUCUCAAAACGGGAUCAGGCCUAAAAUGCGCGGAGUCCUUCUAGGACUUGAACCAGUGACCCUUUUUGGUCGGAAGUUCGUUUCCUUGCCGACCGACUCCUGCCUGACCGGUCUGUGAACAGCAGACUCACUGUACCCGUCAGUCACAGGCCCCCACCAUAUCCUAACUCCCCCUCCAUCACUACUCUGCCCCCACACCCAGAAUAAAAAAAACUCCACCCUCCAACACCCCAACCCCACCCUUCCAUCAGAACUCUGCCCUUCCCCCAUACCUUGGCUCCUCCCCUGUUUCUGAACUCCACCCUCCACAGCCUGACUCCACCUCUUGGGAAAUUCAGACUCCUCACCUUCACUCGGUGCGCAGCGAGGUCUCGCUCGCUUCCUGUCCUGCAGUUCCCCAGCAUCCAAAUAAGAUCAUUCCGUGCAACUCUGCAUGAGGCUCCAGGUUCCACUCAGGACCCUCGGCGCUUCCCUUUUGCCUGGAAACGACCUCUUUCUUCCCUUCGAUACGCAGCAAACGGGCGACGGACGUGAACGUCUGAGACAUUCGAAACAAAAGGGCUUUAAUAUGUCGAGAAUGUACAUGGCUGCGCUCCGGGGACGGACUCGUCCUACCUCUUCACGGCAGUCGCGACGCACAUGCUGCCACCGAGGCGUCUUUCUCUGUAAUCGAGCAAUAAGGUGGCCCCGCCCGCACGGCGAGAGGACACGUUCACGGACUGCACUGAUACGGGCCCCACUGUGGCGCGCGUGUGGGACCUUUGACCGCUUCUGCUCUCCGCCUUCCCAUCAUCCCCUUCACCACGUCCGCUCACGGGCCCCUUGAGCUUUUAUAUUUGGCACGUUAAUUUAAUAACUUAAUUCUUCAGCGUGUGCAGUGAUUUGACGCUCAUGUUCCUGUGAUGCUUGUAUUUUUAUGACUCCAGUAUCUGAUGCUGUGAGCAGCACCGGUAAUAAAAGUGGUACUUUGGGUUAUUUUACACCUUCGCUGCCAGUGGUCCAGUCAUUGUGUUGCUUCCUCAGCGGCUUCGCUCCGGUCCGCUCCGUUGCGGCACAGUGAUGUUGGGGUACGAGGCGCAGACACGCGCACACACACGGUUGUAUGGGUGUAUGAAUGGUCAAGUGCUGUGGUUGAGAGCACUGAGAACCACAGUCCCCUGGUCUCCGACCGUCCUCCAGUUGAAAAUUCUGGGAAUAAGCACCCAUUGGCAGACUGUGUACACACACACACACACACACACACACACAGCUGUUCUGCAACAAAUCGUCUCUGGUCGUGUCUCAUUGACCAUGUUUCCUUUCUGCGUUUGCAUGUUCCUUCCUCCUCUUUCUUUGUCGUCUUUCCACUUCCUGUCCUUCCCUCCAUGCUACUCUACUCCCUGCAGGAGAAGCUCUGUCUGCCGCACCACAUCCUGGAAGAGAAGGGUCUAGUGAAGGUGAGCAUCACUCUCCAGGCCCUGCUGGACGA
Scleropages formosus (Asian bonytongue) is the source of this 4304-nucleotide messenger RNA. It is a transcript of the gene lrch1, whose product is annotated as leucine-rich repeats and calponin homology (CH) domain containing 1. The coding region runs from base 93 to 2435 and encodes 780 amino acids. Lineage: Eukaryota; Metazoa; Chordata; Actinopteri; Osteoglossiformes; Osteoglossidae. The transcript has 21 exons. Gene Ontology annotation, molecular function: protein binding. The record is from RefSeq and is a predicted model, not a curated record. Gene Ontology annotation, cellular component: cytoplasm.